Messenger RNA from Mangifera indica (mango), 4143 nucleotides. Its product is annotated as putative pentatricopeptide repeat-containing protein At1g31840. The coding region runs from base 647 to 3061 and encodes 804 amino acids. The record is from RefSeq and is a predicted model, not a curated record. NCBI's taxonomy places the organism in Eukaryota, Viridiplantae, Streptophyta, Magnoliopsida, Sapindales, Anacardiaceae. The transcript has 2 exons. Gene Ontology annotation, molecular function: protein binding.
AUUAGAUAAAAUUGUGGUCAUCAAUCCAUUUAGCACCAACGGUGAACGUGUUUACUUAGGAGACCAUAAAAAAUUAAAUUCAAUAAAUCAACAGGAAAUACUGUUACCCUUUUAACAUUGGCUCCAAUGGGAUGAAAAAAAGAUGAUAGUAGGGUUUGGGGGUAAUUCCCUUGACUUACUAGUUGACAACUAUUAAUCCCAAUUUGUUAUUCUAAAUUGGAAAAGCCGGCUUAACAUGCACGUACACUAAAUUUAUGAAUUUUUUCAUCUUUAUAAUUUUGAAAAAGCACAAAAUUUCUAUACGAGGCCUAAAAUGUACAAGAUUGCACUAUAGAAAACCCUAAACCCUAAUCCGGAGCCACCCAUAUUAAAAAAAAAAAAAUCAAAAUACAUGAAUGAAUUUACCCCAAAAAAUCCUCAAAUUUGUAAAAUAAUUUAAAGAAGGGGACAAAUCUCGCUUGAUAUAAAACUCCAGAAAGGCCCAAUAAUACAGUAUAAAAAAACAGGAGACAAUUCUAUUGGUGCUUAGCGCGAAGAGAAGGCUUUGGUUAUAAAGAAGCAGAAGCUCAGAAUCCUUCGAAUAUUUGGUUUCCCAUGUGUUUGCUUGAAGCCCCUAAAGCAGAGUGGUCUCUGACAAUAAACGGAAAUGCUCAGAGAUGCUCGCUUCAUGCUCUCUAAGGUACCCUUGUGCAGAAACCUGUUGAUUCCCGUUUGUUUUACUAUUAUAAAGUAUUACUCCUUUAAAAACAAUUCAGCACAGCCUUCCUCAAAUUUGCAAUUACUCCCCAACCACGUUAAACCGGUUGUAGUAAACCUGCUGAAGUCUCAUCCCAGCUUUCUCAGCUUCCCCCUGACUGUGCCUUCCUUCUGUUCACUUAUUCACAUGUUGCUGCAACACCGUAAUUUCGAUGUUGCCUCGCAAGUUUUUGACAGAAUGGUCACUCAAUUUGGGAACAAAUAUGACUUCUUUCAUGUGUUUUGUGAUGGUCUCAAUGAUUUUGAUACGAACCCAGGUGCUUGUUAUGGCUUCUUGAUUGAAAACUAUUGUAGAAAUGGUCUGGUUGGUGAGUCUGUUAAGACUUUUGCUUAUGUUUGUGAAAAGGGUAUUUGUGUAUCCCCUGAUGUGGUGCAGAGAAUGCUGGGAUGUUUGGUUGAUUUAAAGUCUGUCGACGUUCUUGUUGAUAACUAUUAUAAGUUAUGUAGAGCAAUGAGAGGGAAGAACUUUUGUGUGUAUGAGUUUGUGAUGGAUAGUUUUUUAAAGAGGGGUGAAAUUGAAAAUGGCUUGAAUUUUCAAGGAAAGAUAAUUCAGAGAGGUUUUGUGCCUAAUAUUGUUGCUUGCAAUAAAAUUUUGAAAUGUCUUUGCCUAGACAAUCAGGUUAGAAUUGCUUCUAAUUUAUUUGAGAUACUAUUAACAGUUGGUCCAAAGCCAAAUGUUGUGACAUUUAGCACUUUGAUUAAUGCAUAUUGUAAGGAGAUGGAAUUGGAUAAAGCGUUUGAGCUUUAUAAUGUCAUGAUAGAGAGGGGUGUGGUGCCUGAUUUAAUUAUCUAUGGUAUUCUUAUUGAUGGCCUUUUGAAGGCAGGUAGAUUGAAGGAGGGGCAUGAUUUUUUGUUGAUGGUUUUAGAUAAAGGUAUAAAGUUGGAUGUGGUUCUUUUCAGCUCAGUUAUGGCCGCGUACGUUAGAAAUGGAGAUUUUGGAAGGGUAUUGCAGGUGUAUAGUAGAAUGUUGAACGAAGGGAUUUCACCUAAUGUUGUUACUUACAGUGUUCUUAUUAAUGGGUUGUGUCAACAGCAUAGGGUUGCUGAGGCUUAUGGGGUAUUCGGUCUAAUUGUAAAACGAGGUUUGGAGCCAUCUCUGUUAACUUGUAGUAGUCUCAUUAAUGGCUUUUGCAAAUCAGGAAGAUUGAGAGAUGGGUUUUGUUUAUAUGGAAGUAUGAUAAAGAAUGGCCUUAAAUGUGAUGUUGUCGUUUAUAGUUUGCUUACAAAUGGCCUUUGCAAACAAGGGUUGAUGGGUGAUGCUCUUAGAUUCUUCUUUCAGGCAAUAGGUGGGGGUUUAUAUCCAAAUAUCUAUAUAUUUAACAUAUUAAUUGAUGGUUUCUGUAGAUUGACGCAAACAAGAGAAGCUGUGAAGUUGGUCAUGUUGAUGGGGAUGUAUCAUAUAACACCAGAUAUAGUUACUUAUACUACGCUUAUUAGAGAGACUGCUAACCGAGGAAGAUUGGAUGAGGCUCUAUCAUUUUUCUUCCAAAUCCUGAAGAAGGGUUUAUCACCAGAUGUUGUAGCAUAUUCUGCUCUCAUUGAUGUGGUUUGCAAGCAGAAAAAUUCCACUGCUGGUCUGCAGAUUUUUGAGCUGAUGAAAAUAAAUCAAUUAGAACCUGAUAUCACGAUAUAUAAUGUUCUCAUAUAUAACCUUUUGAAAGAAUGCCAAUUAGAUGCUGCAUUGAAACUUUUUAAACAAAUUGCUGAUAAAGGUCUAGAACCUGAUAUCAUAACAUACAAUUCAAUGAUUUGUGGUUACUGCUCAUUGGGAAGGUUGGAUGAGGCAAUUCAGCUGUUUGAAAAGCUGGCAUGUAAAAAUAUCAAACCCAGUGCUAUUACUUUUACUAUACUGAUUGAUGCUUUCUGCAAAGAAGGUAGAAUUGAUGAUGCAAUGCUGAUGUUCUCUAAAAUGUUGGAAAAGGGUCCUGAACCAAAUGUGAUCACAUAUAGCUGUUUGAUUGAUGGUUAUUUCAAAUCCCAAAACAUGAAAGGUGCCUUUGAGCUUUAUGAAGAGAUGCUUGAACGCAAUAUCUCUCCGAAUAUUGUUAGUUAUAGCAUCCUCAUUGAUGGUCUCUGCAAGAACGGACUUAUGCAGGAUGCGUUGUAUGUAUUUCAUUGUGCUUUAGAUUCUCAGUUAUUGCCUGACAUGGUUACUUAUGCAAUCCUGAUUCAUGGUUAUUGUGAGGCUGGGAGACUUACUGAAGCCAAGCAACUGUAUGGCCAUAUGGUGAGAAACCGAAUCAUGCCUGACCAUAUGUUGCUAAGCACACUCACCCAGCAUAAUCUUCGAGAAAUUGUGAAAUGAUAGAUCUUUGGUUAACUAAAGCAUGCUGGAGGAGAUCUCUUGUUUCAUGGUUCACCAACUUCUUGGACCAUGGUGAGCGGUUAUGUAUCCUGCAUCUUCAGAAUAGGAAACUAUCUAAUGAAGCAUGUUUUAUGGCCAAGCAAUAGAUGUGGUUCCAAACUUGAGAAUCAUCCAUGAAGAGAAUAAUCUCACAAUCAUCAUUUGACUUUUUAACUGGUUGAUGAUUUGAACAAGUCCACCAAGAUUUUGAGGGAUUGCUCAUUGUUACCUGUCUCCAACUGAAGCAGUUCAACAUGGAAUAUCGAUAGAGAGAUGGCAUUUUUUCUCUGGUUACUUCCUGUUCCAGAAAAGGGUAUGCUGAUUUCACAGUAUAUCUUUUGUGCAUAUUUGCAUUAUAUUGUAAUUAAGAAUCACACUCAACUUUUCAAAAGAAUCAUUAGAAUGAGCAUUCAGAAGAUGAUACUGGCCAAAGUAUCUAUGUUAGACUUAUUGUAUACCAAGUCUUCUGUUCAUUCCAUUUCCUUACUGUGAACUAUAUUGUUUCAGAAAAUUCUUAAGUAUCAUUUGAAUCGAAUAUACUCUCCUUGAACCUAUGAGAAAAUGUUAUACUCAUACUGUUAGGACCAAUGUAUAUGUGAAAUGGAGAGGAAGAAAGAAAGCUAUGAAGACAGGUGGCCAAACCUUGGAGACAACAAGUGGCACACAUCCAGCAGGGGAGCAUGCGGCAGACAGCCAUGAAGAAUUUGUAGACAAGCAGCCAAAUCAGGGGACCAGUGGGAUAUCCAUUGUUGAGGUGGUGGCGCAGGAUAAGAUAGGCAGUUAUGGAGAGAAAAAUGAAGAAAAGGCCUGGGAGAAGGAUGAGCAGCAGAAAAAGAAAGUAGUAUAGAAGGAAAAAAGGGAGAGUUCCAGCCUCUGGAAUGCUGGAUAGAAUGGUUGUUACUGAGUUCAUGUGUGUUUCCUGAAUUUAUGUUAUUUUCUUUGUAGAAAAUGCAAUAUUAAACCGGAGAACUCUUAUUGCAUUCUGGAAUAUCAUUUCAAUACAAUCAACCUUUUACAAAUAUAGUUCUGGUGUUUGAAUACAA